CCGCCCGCAGCUCCUACAGGAGGAGGAAGUGUUUCGGAAGUGGACACGGCAGGCCAGAGGAGGAAUCGAAGGAAAAGGGCGGAGGAGAGGGAGCUACCGGGGGGAUAGAGAAAAUGAUAAAGCACCGUGACUUUUAGCGGCAGGACAAUUUAUUAUAGCUCACUUAAAUAUCGCAGGACUUCACAGACACGUGGAAGCUACUUUGUCAGCGGCUAACGGCACACGUCCAUAAGCCUCCUCUCAUCUCUGUUUCUCUCCCUCCAGGUGACUGCCUGUUUGCUCUGAUUGUAGCACAAGAGAGCCGCAGCUCCUGUCCUUCAGAAGAGUCUGUCUGUCGGGGCAAGUGGGCGGGAGGGUGACGAGGAGUUGCAGGGGGCCAUGCAUCAGGGGUGAGGGGGAUUCGCACAGACACAGCAUCGGGUGAGGAGGGAGUCUGGGCAGGUCGGUGUGGAGAUGAAGCUAAAACAGCGCAUGGUGGUGCUGUGUGCCGUGCUCCUCCUGCUGGGCCUGGCCAAGAUCUUCCUGCUGGAUGGAGGCGAGGGCUCUGCAGCCAGCCGACGGGAUCUCAGAGCGUUUCGCAAGAUGGAGGCUGGCCUUUCUCUGUCCCGGGGAGCUCGCCUUACCCACACCCUGCAGUCUCCGUGGGAGAUAGCAAGCCAGUGGGUGGGCCCGAGAGAGGUGUACCCCGAGGAGACCCCAGAACUGGCCGCUGUGCUCACCUCCCUCAGCACUGCCAGGAUAGAGCGGGCAGAUGUGGGUUAUAAGGGCACGCAGCUCAAAGCCCUGCUGGUGCUGGACGGAGGACAGAAAGUGGUCUUCAAACCCAAGAGAUAUAACAGAGACUACGUGGUUGAAGGCGAGCCGUAUGCAGGAUAUGACCGACACAACGCGGAGGUGGCUGCUUUCCACCUGGACAGGAUCCUGGGGUUUAGAAGAGCACCUCUUGUGGUCGGGAGAUACGUCAACUUGCGGACAGAGAUUAAACCUGUGGCCACGGACCAGCUGCUGAGCACCUUCCUCAUGCAGGGUAAUAAUACGUGUUUCUAUGGAAAGUGUUAUUACUGUCGGGAGAGCGAGCCAGCGUGUGCGGAGGGAGAGAUCAUGGAGGGAUCAUUAACCCUUUGGCUACCAGACGUCUGGCCGCUGCAGAAACACAGACACCCCUGGGGACGCACAUACAGAGAGGGGAAACUGGCCAGGUGGGAGUACGAUGAGAGCUACUGCGAGGCGGUGAAGAAAAUGCCUCCAUACGAUGCAGGACCAAGGCUGCUGGACGUCAUCGACACAGCCAUAUUUGAUUAUCUCAUUGGGAACGCUGAUCGGCAUCACUAUGAGAGCUUCCAGGAUGAUGGCGGCGCCAGCAUGCUCAUCCUGCUUGACAACGCAAAGAGCUUUGGGAACGCAGCUCUGGACGAGCGAAGCAUCCUCGCGCCACUCUAUCAGUGCUGCAUGAUUCGUGUUUCCACAUGGAACAGGUUAAACCUGCUGAGAGGUGGAGCUCUGAGUUCUGCUAUGUGGCAGGCCCUGGCAUUCGACCCCAUCCACCCGGUCGUAGCUGAGCCACACCUCGCAGCCCUGGAUAGGCGUCUGUCUGGAGUGGUAGCAACUGUCAAGCAGUGUAUGGAGGCACAGGGCCCCGACAACACUUUGAUAGAGGACCGAAUGAACCUCCCACACCCCUAGAAACAAGGGGCAGGAAAAAACGGAAUAACAGGAACAGCCAGGACUUUGGUUGACAAGCCUGGAGAAGAGGAGUGGGUCUCGGUGUUAAAGAGAUGCAGUGAGUAAAUGGAUCAACAGGGUGGAACAAAGAUUGUGUAUUUCUCCCUCUCUGGUUCUUUCCUUGUUUGUCACUUUGAUAAGACUGGAGUGGUGGAUUGAAAAUGCUGCCACCUUCAACCUAUAUAAACGUUUUCUCAGGACUGUUGUACACUAUAGGACGAUAUCUACAGUAAGAACCCCUCCCACUACUACUCCCGGUUGUGACAACACUCCUACCUUUUGCCAAAUUCUCCCACCUGGACCAGCUUUUCCUCAAGACUCAACCAAGGAGAGGAGAUGGAGCUUAUGGAGGGAUGUAGACACUCAAAGGAGCAGGAGGGAAGGUGAAAAUGAGCCACCGACAUCUUGAUGAAGCACUGUACAGCCAUGUUGAAGGCUGUUUGGAACUUCUAGUCCAAGAAACUGAAAACAUUCCUGUUGAAUUAACAGGAAUUAAAUCCAUUUUAGAACAGACUUAUUUUUCCUCGACAUGAAAUCGAACUUUGAUUGGAGGGAAAAGAGAAUUAACUCAGCCCUUCCCCCAUCAUUAUGUACAUAUUUAACUAAGUAGUGACAUAGAAUUAUGAGAUGAAAGAAUAUAAAUUUGUGAAUUAUAAUAUUAAAUAAACUUAAGGGUGCGUGUGUGUGUGGGUGUGUGUGUGGGUGUGUGUGUGUGGGUGUGUGUGGGUGUGGAAGAGCGCCAUAUUGUGCCGUAAAUAAGAAAAGCUACUGACAUGACAGACUUGAACUGAGGGGACACAGAGGGAGGUGUGUGGGUUCAUCUUCAGCAUUAAACUAUGAUCUAUUUAAUUGUGGUUCUCACUCAGUCAUCUUUUGUUCCAUGUGUUCACCAUCAAAAAGCACAGUCUGUUUUAUGUGUCGGUGCUGUCAGUGCUGCUAUAAAAAAAACAUUUGCUUUGAUGCAGCGCAGCGUUCAUGUUGGAAGGGACUUUCACUGUAGUCAUUUUUAGUAGCUCAGAUAUUUUUUAUUUUAGUCAGAUUUGUCCUGAGAUGCCUUACAGGUCAUAUCUGGAACACACUGGUUAUAGUUGACAUUUAAUUUAUAAUAACUCGUUUUCCUCUGUCACCAUCUCACUUCCUGUAAACUUUUGUUUUCCUUUUUACAAAUUUGAAUCACUUCUUGUAGGUUAAAUUUAGUUCAAAUUAAAGCAACAGUAACUCUUGUCACUUUCAUAUUAGUCAGAAA
Epinephelus lanceolatus (giant grouper) is the source of this 2968-nucleotide messenger RNA. It is a transcript of the gene fam20b, whose product is annotated as FAM20B glycosaminoglycan xylosylkinase. Gene Ontology annotation, cellular component: Golgi apparatus. Gene Ontology annotation, molecular function: phosphotransferase activity, alcohol group as acceptor. Gene Ontology annotation, biological process: proteoglycan biosynthetic process. The record is from RefSeq and is a predicted model, not a curated record. NCBI's taxonomy places the organism in Eukaryota, Metazoa, Chordata, Actinopteri, Perciformes, Serranidae.